Molecule: messenger RNA, 169 nt
Organism: Blastomyces gilchristii SLH14081
Lineage: Eukaryota; Fungi; Ascomycota; Eurotiomycetes; Onygenales; Ajellomycetaceae
Exons: 1
Molecular function (GO): protein heterodimerization activity
Source: RefSeq, a predicted model, not a curated record
AGUCUCUUCAUAAGAUUUGUUUUUAUCAGAAGUCAGAGAAUCUUAUAUUUCUCAAGAUUAUCUUUACAUAUCUUAUCUAUGAAAUCAAUGAGAGAAAUCAUCAAUUUCAGUAUUCUGUUCUUAAUAUUAUUCAAGUAGCAGCAGAGUUCACUCUGAUCACACUUUUUAA